AUGUUGCCGCCCGAUGUAACCCCAGACGCGAUCCGGCAGGAGCCCAACAUCUCUCGCGUGGAAACGGAGCUUAACAGUUGUGCAUUCAGCUUCGCAUUGCUCGGGCGGAUCGACGUCGCCAAACAGCUCGCCGAGAUCCUGUACGAACACGGCGCCACGCAAGGACGCCGGGCCCUCCACAGCUGCCUCAAGUUCGCGUGGCGCGAGUCCAGUCAAUGGCCGAAAGGUGGGCCUUUGGACAACUAUGGAGUCUCCUCGGAUGAGGCGGAUCCAGCGGACAGAGAUGAGAGUUCGGUUGAUGUUGUAGAGGGUGAUGACGGCGACGAUCGCGCGAGGCUGGAUGAGCUCCUCGGUGUCGAGGACAAUGGCUUCUCCGACGCAGUGACCGGGUAUACCGCCAUGGAGAAGAGCCGCAGACUGGUGGACGCGCUUGAGUUAUCAGUAAAGCUACAUCGCGUUGAACCUCAACCAAAGUCCGCGGGUAGAGAGCUUAGAUCCAAGCGGGCAAAAGCGGCAGAGGGCCAGGCCACGCCGCAGACGGAGCCAGAAACACAAUUCAAAGUGUCGGAUCUCGACGCAGAAAGCGCGGACAUUUUGACGAGAAUUGUGGUACGGCUUCACGCCAAUUCGCAGGUCAGCUACCUCGGCGACACGAAAAGUUUGUGGCCAUUCUAUGUUCGGGGAUUGCUGGCGGACGCUGUCGAUGUCAGCCAAGAGGAAAUGGAGGAGAAGGGCCGGGGCCUGAUAGAGGCCUUUAAGGACCGCUUCCAACAUGGUUCCGCGGUGUCUCGUUUUGCGGGCAAGACGGUUGAAGAGCUCUUGGAGAUCGGCGACGAAACGACGAGAGAAACCCUUCAUGCCCUGAACGAGAAGGAGGAUGACGACGAGCAUAAGCAGACUGUUCCUGAGUCAUUGUUCAACGCCCCCGCCACGGACGAGGAGAUUGCACAGCUGGAAAAGAAGCUAGGCAUCGCUCUGCCCGACGACUUCAAGGCCUUUUUGAAAAUCAGCAACGGCUUCGGACAAGACGAGGAAAACGGCAUGGCCAACGAUGAGUGUCCCCACCCAGCUUUGCACGGCACUUCAGCGGUGCACUGGGUGGAGGAGAACUACUUCGUAGCACCUGUAGCGCUACUCCAGCUCCCGACUGAAUACGAGGAACUCGUCGGCACGGAGAAGAAGAGCAGCCAAGUGCUUGAAGGCAUAGAGUUCGACACGGCCUUUCCGUUAUUCGAUCGUGUGCUCGAGGUCGGCACCCGAGACAUUGACAGCUUGUGGCUAGUGCAACCCGACUUGGUCAAGCAGUGCGUCGCGCAGUACGGCAAGAUGUACGACAAGGCGGACGAGAAGCAGAAGAAGAUCAUCGUGCGGGCGAUGGAGUCUUUUGCUGGCAGUAAAGAAGCUUUUGAGAGCUCGGAUUGGUGCUUUGUGGAUUCGUCGGCUGGCGGGGCGGCGUCGAUGAGUUUCUAUGCCAGUUUCACGCAUUACUUGAGGCACGUUGUCGAAGAGCUGGUGAAGACUGGAUAG
Molecule: messenger RNA, 1527 nt
Organism: Neohortaea acidophila
Lineage: Eukaryota; Fungi; Ascomycota; Dothideomycetes; Mycosphaerellales; Teratosphaeriaceae
Exons: 1
Coding region: 1-1527 (508 amino acids)
Source: RefSeq, a predicted model, not a curated record